Molecule: messenger RNA, 3086 nt
Organism: Scomber scombrus (Atlantic mackerel)
Lineage: Eukaryota; Metazoa; Chordata; Actinopteri; Scombriformes; Scombridae
Gene: ap5b1
Product: adaptor related protein complex 5 subunit beta 1
Exons: 3
Coding region: 88-2946 (952 amino acids)
Biological process (GO): endosomal transport
Cellular component (GO): AP-type membrane coat adaptor complex; lysosomal membrane
Source: RefSeq, a predicted model, not a curated record
UGUUGAUGUCCGUGAGGAGAAGAUUCAUUUUAAACCACACCAUUAUUGCGUGCAAUGACUCUUACUGAGUGUGUUAUUUGAGCCAUAAUGGCGGCGAACUGGGCCGAGAGGAUCUCUGCUUUCUCCCGCAGUCCGUCCCGCUUCCUCUCCGGGACAACAGCGGAGGCUUUCCUGGCAGAGCUGCUCCGUGAGCUCCGGGAUGACAGAGCCAGCUACAGCGUCAAGGUCCUCCUGCUGUCCCCGCUCUGCGAGCACCCGACCCUGCUGUGUCCCUCAGACUCUGUGGGAGAGGAGACAGCUCUGGAGCUCAUGUCUGUGUUCGCCCAGUGUCCUUCCAAAUCCGUCCAGUUUCAUUGCAGUCUCCUCCUGGCCAUCACAUCUGUCCUCAUCUGCACCUCCUGUGUGAGCAACCGCUCCCGUGCGUCUCAAGACUUUGUGGACCAGCUCCUCCAGUUAUCCCAGGACACCGGGGACCUCCAGGGUGACGGGGCUCUUCGUUCUCUUCGGGCCACGGCGUGCGACUGCCUGCGGGAGCUGGAGGCCUGCUGCCCCGGCCUUCUCUCGCAGCGCCUCGAGCUCUUGGGUGCGCUUCGGCUUAAAGAAACCUCCAGGAUCCACCAGGCCUACGCAGGACUCCACACUCUGGUGUUAAGAAACGCAGUGUAUCAGCUGGCACAGGAAACAGGAGCAGGUGCCGAUCAUCUUAAAGCUCUUCUGGGAGGAAAUACAUCAGUUGCAUGGGAAGCAGAGCAGGACUCAGACCUGAUGAAUAACAAGGACUCAUCCAUACUGUCUUCCCUCAUCCUGGGCCCCAUGGGUACAAUCCCCACUCUCCAGACUGGACCUGACUGCAAGGAGUUACGCUCGGUCCUGUCCUCCCUGCUGGAGGAGUCCUACCUCCUCACUCCUCAGUGUCAAGCUGCGCUGCUACAUAGACUGAUAGAGGUGGUCGCCAUGGUUCCCGGUGUCCCCCCUGCCAUAUUCAGAGCUCAGCUGCUGCGACUGCUGGGCACGAGCGAGGUCGGCCUCCUCCACAGCACUCUCCUGUUAAAGUGCGCGUUCACCGACAGCCUGUUCAGCGCCGAGGACGAAGCCUUCAUCCUCAAACGUCUGGUCGUCCUCUCCCAGCACCCUCUGCUCACCACGCCCGAAAAGCUUUUCUACACCGAUUGCCUCCUGCACUUUCCCGAGAACCGACCCAUCAGCUGCGGCGACGGCGACGAGUCCCUCCCCGUGCUGCUCACCCCCCAGCUGGCCUCCGCUCUGCUGCCCACCGUGUUCAACGACAGCGACACCAUGCUGUCCCGCCUGAACCUGCUGUGUCUGGUCUACCUGGAAGAGGAGGAGGAAGGGGAGGAGGAAGGCAAGGGGUUGUCCUACCUCUACGAACAUCUCACUGCACUGCUCCGCAUCGUGGAGAACGGCGGCAGCAGAGAGAUCGUCGUCACCUUCUUCAGAGCCGCCUUCCUCUUCCUCUUCUACUUCCGCCACGUGGAGCGCUUCUCAGGAGGCCUGACGGAGAAGCUGUGCGAGCUCUACCUCCGACACACCCGCCUGGCACCGCACCUCAUCAACCUGGCCGACCAGACCCAAGAGAGGCUCUCGGAGUCCACCUGGGCCGUCGGGUUCCUUCGAGCGCUGCAGAGGGUCAUCACGGAGGCCCCGCUCGCCAAGCUCACCAUUCAAGACCUCAGCCGGCACCUGAAGAUGCUGGCUCGAGUGGCGGAAGAAGGAGAGAUCCCUCAGCACUCCACCAUCAGCUUCCUCUCUAGCGUCAUCACCGCGUCUUCAUCGUCGUUAUGCGUGAGCGGUGAUUGGCGCCUAGGGAACAGCGUGUUAGGGGUUUGUCGGCGCUUGCUGGUUCACCCGACUCUUGACUCCCUACUCAACGCUCUUGCAGACAUCCUUCAGCACCUCGCCGGUCGCUACGGAGACACGGACAUCCAGGAUCAUGCCCGCCUCUACUACACCCUCCUCACCACUCUGUCUAAAGAGAAGCUGGCCGGAGUUUUGGCGCAGGGAGCGAGCGAAGGAGGGCGGCAGGUGGCGAAGAGGACUCUGUCGUGCAUCAUGUCGGAAAGCGAGGAGCUGACCGGGGUCCUGACGAUACACCAAACUGAGAAGCCGAUAGUCAAGUUGGUCGAGUUAGACGAUUCCGAGCUACAAGAAGAAAAACAGAUGGAUCGUGAAAGCGACUCAAGCACCAACGACACAUGUCCAGACGAGGCGAGCGCAGCAGUGAGAACCUACAGAGCUCAGUUCCACCACCCUGACUUCCCCUCUGAGAUCGUCUUACGCUACCGGCUAACCUACACCGAAGAUCACGACCCUCGAUUCGAUCAGCUCUUCAGCAUCCGCCUGCACUUCAACCUCACGGACGACCACUAUGAAGAGCUUGGCGACACCAGCGUGCCCUGUCUCUUCAGAGAGAGGACGCCGCCCGUGGUGAAGCUGAGGCUGAAACCAUGGCGGCCUUACCCCACCGUCCUCCACGCCAGCGCCAUCUUCACCACCCAGGACGGGCUUUCUUGCCACACGCUCCUCCCAGAUGUGCGCGUGUUGUUCCAGCAGACCUUCACGCCGCUACCCGCUCCCACAACUUGGGGAACCGGCGGCAAACUGAAGGUGUUCGAUGGACUGUGGGACGAAAUCUGCUCAGAGAGCGGGGAGGAUGGAGCCACCAGCCUGUUUUGCUGCCAGCUGGAGGAGGCGGCGCUGGAGGCCUUGGUGGAGAAACACUUCCUCCCCUACCUUAUAUCAGACCCGUCCCGCGAAGAAGAAGAACACAAAGUGCUUCUCUUCCUCCCCCCACGCUCUCACAUGCUGCUGAAGAUCAGGCGCGAGGAGGACGCCGUUCAUUUUGACAUUGCCACAGAUAACUGGCAGCUUCUGCCUCACGCCAACUCUUUCCUGGUGACUGUUACAUCCUCGCAGGAAGACAGAUAAACAUGACGCAUCUCACUAGCUUGUUUUUAAAAUGAAAGAAAUCGCUGACUUUUACCCAAAAAUAAUCUUCUGAUGUUUGUCAGCACUUUAAUAAUUCAAGUGUACUUUCAAAAUAAAAUGAUUGAAGACAGUUGAUUUAA